GAUCAAACAGAAGAAGCAAAACAGGUUGAAAUUAAUUCCAAUCAUAGAAUGUAUUAUCCUUUGUGGAAGACAGGAGAUUUCACUCAGUGGACAUAGAGAUUUUGGCUCAAUCAAGUUUAAUAAUGAGUCUGACGGUAAUAAUUCUAAUUUGAAUGAAGGUAAUUUUCGAGAUAUUUUAAAAUAUAAAGCUAAAGACAUAGAUUAUUUAAAAAAUCAUCUAGAAUCUGAGUCUCGAAACAAAUACAUCAGUCCUCAGAUACAAAAUGAAAUUAUUACAAUAUGUGCUGAUGAGACAGCAGAUGUGUCAGUUAAGGAACAGCUUACCCUGUGUGUUCGUUUUGUUAAUGGUACUGGAGAAAAUGCUAAGUUAUGUGAUUUUUUUUUGAAGUAUGUUGAAGUACAUAACUUAACUGGUCAGCAUUUGGCUUCGACUAUUCUUGAAGGUUUAAAUUCUUGUGGAAUUGACUGCUCUAAAAUGUAUGGCCAAGGUUAUGACGGGGCAAGUAAUAUGUCAGGGAAAUUUAAAGGAGUACAGACUAUAAUACGAAAUAAGUAUCCUAGAGCAUUAUAUGUUCACUGUGCUGCUCAUACAUUGAAUUUGGCAGUGUUUUCAUCGUGUGAACAACAAUCUAUUAGGAACUAUUUGGGUGUAAUAGAAAAAAUGCAUUGUUUUUUUAACACACCUAAACGUCACAGUAUACUAUUGGAAGCUAUUGCUAAUAGUGAUCUUAAUCCAUCAUCUAAAUCAUUAAAGCGUUUGUGUGCGACACGUUGGGUAGAGAGGUAUACUGCUGUCAAUGAUUUUGUUGAACUUUUUCCAUGUGUUGUUGAAGCAUUGGACAAAAUAUCAACCACGUUUAAUGAUAAAUCAUCAACUGACGCCAGUAUGUUGGUAAAAUCCAUGGAUUCCGAGUUUUUAAUUGCUCUUCAAAUUGUUAAGGUGGUAUUUUCUUAUGGUUUACCUUUGUGUAAAUGUUUUCAAAAAAAUGAUAUUGACUUGAAAGAAGCCGUACAGUUAGCAGAGUGCAAUGUAUCUAUGCUUGAGGAUUUGAGACAAAAUAUUGAAAAAGAAUUUAAAUCAAUGUAUAACGAAGCUGAG
Messenger RNA from Myzus persicae (green peach aphid), 1099 nucleotides. RefSeq names its product zinc finger MYM-type protein 1-like. The annotation marks the transcript as partial. The record is from RefSeq and is a predicted model, not a curated record. The transcript is spliced from 5 exons. NCBI's taxonomy places the organism in Eukaryota, Metazoa, Arthropoda, Insecta, Hemiptera, Aphididae.